Molecule: messenger RNA, 7302 nt
Organism: Gymnodraco acuticeps
Lineage: Eukaryota; Metazoa; Chordata; Actinopteri; Perciformes; Bathydraconidae
Gene: ltbp1
Product: latent transforming growth factor beta binding protein 1
Exons: 30
Coding region: 296-4732 (1478 amino acids)
Molecular function (GO): calcium ion binding
Source: RefSeq, a predicted model, not a curated record
UGCUCCUAGUCUGUUCACCUCCAACAGAGGAACUUUCCUGGAGUUCUCGGAGAUCUGCAGAAGAGCAGCUCGGCCUUCAGGAGACAGAGAGCGGAGCGACGACCACCGAGGAGCGCUACACGGUACCCGCCUGGUUUUUAUAUUAUUCACCAGCCGUUACUGCUUUACCAUACCGGGAGGAGGUAUACCUACAGGAAUAUGUUCAGGAAUAUAACCGUUUUCCUCACGUGUAAGAAGUAAAGUCUCGGACAUAUUUUUUCCCCAAAACUUAAACAACUCAGUGUUCGGUGUGGAUAUGGCUUGGAUUAUAUGCGGCCUGCUGUUCUCUCUGGGUCUGUUCCUCUCCUCGGUGUGUGUGCCGGCGGAGCAGCGCGGCUUCAGGCGGCUGUACGUGCUGCAGCCCGGCCCGGGAGCCGGAGCCGGCGGCCCGGCGCGGCUCAGCUCCAUCUCCACGCGUCACGGUGCAGCGGGGCACACAUACAACGUGGAGCUCAACGCGGAGCUCGGCGGCCCGGUGCGGACCCGCAGGAUGGGGAACCAGGCGGACUCCGGUCCCGGUGGGCAGAGCCAGCAGCAGACCGUGAAGCUGUCUGGGGUGAACGUCUGUGGAGGGAUGUGCUGUCACGGAUGGGCCAAAACUCAGGGGUCCCAGCGGUGCACCAAACCCAACUGCAGCCCUCAGUGCCAGAACGGUGGAAUGUGCCUCCGGCCUCAGCUCUGCGUCUGCAAACCUGGCUCAAAGGGGAAUGCAUGCGAGCAGCAGACGGUGCCCACACACCCCUUCCCUCUGCCGGGGAGUGGACCCACCAACGGGCACGGCACUGGCUCCUCAAACGGACACACGCAUGGACACAAUGGGGUUCCCCACCGGCCCAUACCUCAGCAGGCUGCUCCUAGUGGUUACGCCCCCCUUUCAUCUAACACCAUGGCCCAGAUGAAACUAAGUGUCAAGCCAGCCCCCCAGCAUGUACGGCCACAUUACGUCCAACAACAGAUCCGGCCCAUCCCCAUGCACCCAGGUCAAAGCCAGCAGUAUGUUAUAAAGCCCAAAUACUACCACACACACACUACACACACACAGACACGUGUCCAAUCCCAACCUGAGAGGCCCAUCCCCUUGACCGUGGGACACAACCCCAUCCACGUGGGCAACCAUACAGGGAGGAUCAAGGUGGUCUUCACACCCACCAUCUGUAAACUAACCUGCAUCGGAGGAAGAUGUCACAACAACUGUGAGCUGGGAAACACCACCACCAUCAUCAGUGAGAACGGCCACGCCACCGACACCCUGACAGCACCCAACUUCAGAGUAGUUGUGUGUCACCUGCCCUGUAUGAAUGGGGGGAAGUGCAGCACCAGGGACAAGUGUCAGUGCCCCCCCAACUUCACCGGGAAGUUCUGCCAGAUGCCCGCUCGGAGCGGCCAGCAGCAGCCGGCGGGGGGGUACAGCCAGACCCAGGUCCACUCCACACACACCCUGCCGCUGACCUACAGCAACGGACAGAACCCUGUGUUCAAUCCCAGCAUCGUGAACAUCCACAUCAAACACCCCCCAGAGGCCUCGGUCCAGGUGCACCAGGUGUCUCAGCUGGAUAACUACCACAACAACGGGCAGCCUCUGAAGGGGUCCCACUCCAGCUCCUCCUCCAGCUACACCUACCGCCACACGGAGAGCAGCCAAAACAUCCAGCACCACGGCUACAACAUUGUGUACCCCAGCCAGCACGUAUACCAGGUCCCCCAGUACCAGCCCGUCACCUCCAAGAACACUCUGGGGCGCUGCUUCCAGGAAACAGCAGGCAGUCAGUGUGGGAAGGCUCUGCCAGGCCUCACUAAGCAGGAGCAGUGCUGCCAGACUAUCGGGACGUCCUGGGGAUUCCACAAGUGCCAGAAGUGUCCAAAGCAACCAUCUAUUCCUCUGAUAGAUUGUCCUCACGGUUACAGGAGAAUCAACAGCUCCCAUUGCCAAGAUGUAGACGAGUGCCAGCUGCAGGGUGUGUGUCCCAAUGGAAACUGUCUGAAUGCUGUGGGGAGCUACAGGUGCACGUGCAAACCAGGCUUCGUCCCCGACUCCACGCUCACCACUUGCAUAUCCAACACCCCUGCCAUCCCAGAGGAAAAGGGGGCUUGCUUCCGCUUGGUCAGCUCAGGGAGGCAGUGUUUGCACCCAGUGUCCACCCAGCUGAGCAAACAGCUAUGUUGCUGCAGUGUGGGCAAAGCCUGGGGCCCUCGCUGUGACAAAUGCCCCCCUCCAGGAACAGCCAAGUUCAAAGACAUCUGUCCCGGUGGGAUGGGCUACACUGUUCUACCCAAUCCGCCUGUCAAUAAGCCAAUCACCAUCAACCAGGAGCCCAUUGAGAUUCCUCCUCAGCCCCUGCCCACCCAAGAGAGACCAGUGGAGGCCUUUGGGAAGCCAGAAGAGUUUAUACCAGUAGCAACAACUGCACCAGAGCAGGAGCUGCUAGUUCCUGUUAGUGAUAGGCCAGUAGUUGAGCCCAUCCUGCCCCAGCUGUCUCCGGGUGUUUCCACUGUCAAGAUGGAGGCAGCCUACCCAGAGGUUGUUGAGAGGAGCUCUCCGCCCGCCCCAGUGGAGAUCCUCCCGUCUAACGCCGGACAGGGCAUCGCUCCCACACAGUCCGCUGAGGUAGACGAGUGCCAGAUCAGCCCUUUCAUCUGUGGCCAGGGGAUCUGCUACAACACAGCGGAGGGAUACACCUGCCACUGUGAUGAGGGGUACCGCCUGGAUGACGCCCAAACCACCUGUGUAGAUGUAGAUGAGUGUUUGGAGAGCCCGCCCUCUUGUGUUGGCGGUCGCUGCGAGAACACAGAGGGCAGUUUCCUGUGUGUGUGUCCGGAGGGAUUCCUCGUGGAUGAAGAGGGGACUAGUUGUUUAGAUCUAGAUGAGUGCCAGGACCAGCGGACCUGCACCCGGGGCCACUGCCAGAACACUGAGGGUUCCUUCCUCUGCCACUGUGGCCCUGGCUUCAGAGGGUCUUUGGCUGGAGACGAUUGUGAUGAUGUGGAUGAGUGUUUAGAAGAAGCCCGGCCCUGUGAGUCCGGGGGGGAGUGUGUGAACAACAUGGGGUCCUACACCUGCUCCUGCCCCCGGGGGUACCGGCAGGUCAACGGCACCCGCUGCUCAGAUGUUGAUGAGUGUGUGGAUGAACCAGAGCUCUGCUCCCCCCACGCGGAGUGUCUCAACACAGAGGGGUCCUAUCUGUGUGUGUGUGAGAGCGGGUUCAGUGCCAGCAUCCACACGCCCUCCUGUGACGAUAUCGAUGAGUGUGGGCUCAACGACACUCUGUGUGGCCCUCACGGCUUCUGUGAGAACCGGCUGGGGUCUUUCCGCUGCCUCUGUGAGCAGGGCUACCAGGAGGCCCCGGGGGGCCAGGGCUGUGUGGAUGUGAAUGAGUGUGAGCUUCUGAGCAGUGUGUGUGGAGAGGCCCAGUGUAAGAACACUGACGGAUCCUUCCACUGCGAGUGUCCCAGCGGACAGGACUACAACGUGAUGAUCGCCAAGUGUGAGCCCGUUCCCACAGUUUCCUCAGUGGAGCGUAAGGAGUGCUACUACCGUCUGAACGAUGAGAAUCUGUGUGAGAGCGUGCUGACCAGCCACGUCACCCUGCAGGAGUGCUGUUGCACCCUGGGAGCUGGGUGGGGGGACAACUGCGAGGUGCACCCCUGUCCUGUCAAUGGCACAGACCAGUUCAAUCAGAUGUGUCCGUCUGGAAGAGGUCUUAUUCCCAAUGGAGACUUAUUGUAUGGGGUACCCACAGCUGGCAGCUACAAAGACGCAGAUGAGUGUGCGCUGUUCGGCCAGGAGGUGUGUAAAGGAGGCUUCUGUUUGGACACGGUGGGCAGCUAUGAGUGUUACUGCAAGACCGGACAGGACUACGACCCUGCCAGACUGGAGUGCAGAGACAUCGAUGAGUGUCAGGAUGAGUCGGUGUGUGCUGGUGGAGAGUGUAUGAACACAGACGGCUCAUACAUGUGUUUCUGUACACACCCCAUGGUGCUGGACCCCAACUCCAACCGCUGCGUCUUCCCCCCUGAGGAGGCUGAGGAACAGGAGGCGGCCCAGCUGGUAGACUACCAUGGUGGAGUGUGCUGGCAGGCGGUGACAGAGUCCAUGACGUGCACGCGCCCGCUGGCUCCACACAUCGAUACCACAUACACAGAGUGCUGCUGUCUGCACGGGGAGGCCUGGGGCAUGGACUGUGCCCUGUGCCCCCCCAGAGACACAGAGGAUUAUGCGUCCAUGUGUAACCUCGGCUGGCGGCGGGCGUACGGUCGCGAUGCGCUUGUUGCCGGCCCGACCCAUGAAUAUGAAGUGGACACUGACUACUCCCCAUCCCCUGAGCAGGAGGGGGCCCUGCCUUUUUACGAGAACGAGGAACUUCCGUUUAAGGCCUUUGAGGGUCUGCGGGCAGAGGAGUGUGGGAUCCUGAACGGCUGUGAGAACGGGCGCUGUGUGCGGGUUCAGGAGGGCUACACCUGCGACUGCUUCGACGGAUACACCCUGGACCUGUCUCGCAUGGCCUGUGUCGAUGUGAACGAGUGCUCGGAGCUAAACAGUAGGAUGUCACUGUGUAAAAAUGCAAAGUGCAUUAACACAGUGGGUUCCUAUCAGUGUGUGUGUCUGCCGGGCUUCACUUCCUCUGACAAACCCAACUACUGUGUGGAGGCAGCAACACACCGAACAACACACACAGCGAGCAGGAACCGACACUAGGGGGCGCCAAGAGACACUAAAACACACGCACAAGCUUGUAUUACUAUACUUGUGAGGACACCCUCUGACAUUCAGCCACUGCUAAAUCUUUAACACCAACCUAGAAGGGAAACUCCCUGCUCUGGUUAAAUUAGGCAGGAAACACCUCACAGCUGCUCAUCUAGAGUGACCACGAGGAAAACUUUUGAUUCAACGUAUAAAAAAAUCAGGUUGUUUCCCUUUAGACUGUAAAACAUAUAUGUUAAAUCUUUGCCCAAAAUCAAUUUAUCUCAAAAACAUUAAACUUUUAAGUUACUUUAGAAUCAACCCAAUCCUAACACAAAACGCACUCCAUAAUUUGGAAACAAAUCCACGGCAGCUGUUUACCAGUGUCAUGUAUUUUUACUAAUGUCCCUUUACUACACCAUUGAUUUUCUAUUCAGUACUUUUUCUAGUUUUACAAUGUGGAGUUUUAAUAUUUUAAAUAACCCUUCCUAAAUAUUAUAUAUAUUCCUGUUACUAAUGCUUCAUUUUGUAGAAAUCAUAAAAGCAUGAUUUUCGAUGGAUGUUCACAGACUACGCUGUUAACACUGAAGCUUGCCUCACUGUCUUUGUUUAAAGGAAUUUAAGAUUGUAGGAUAUAAUGAGUUCUUUCCAAGAGUUGGAUGGGAGAUUUCACGUCUGUAUACAGCUGGCUUACCCUGAAAACUGGAAGCAGCACCAUACAACAUCUAGUAAUAUAUCCAUGAGAAAUAUUAAGAAGGAUGUAGGGUACAUGUCAUUGACAGCUUAUUUCAUUCCAAUAGGAAGUUUUAAGGGCAUUAUGUAUGAUAUUCCAACAUGUAAAAUGGAAAACUAAAAUGUAGUGUUGCAGGUAGUAAAUAUGAAGAAAUUGAUUCACAUUCUUAUCACUAGAGGCCUUCUGCUAGAGCUUUAAAGGUUCUAAAUUCCACAUUCAGAGCAUCGAUUGUAAAGGUAUGUAAGGGAUAACGUGAGCACAGAUCGAACUCAAAGGGGGCCUGAGCACCAAUCUUUUUGCCCUCAAAUUACAAGAGUCCCUUUUCAAAUGUACUUUAUUUUACAAACAGUAAAUCUCUGUUUGCGCACAUGUAACCCAGGUAACAAAGAGUUAACCACACAGAAGUGAAUUUGCACAUCGUUGUAAAGAGUGCUCUUUAAUGAAUAAGGUUCCCUCUGACAUCCUCUGCACGCUCCUGAGGAGAAGUGAGCAGAGAAUUACGUCCUUCUUCCUCUGCUGUUGUCGUAAUCUGAGCUUCUGUGUUUGUGUUGCUUGCAUAGUUAGUGCAUGUGAGUCCCUGUGUGGGUGUGUGUAUCCCUGUCCCACUGGCAGGGUCCAUGUGCUCUGAAUUUGGAAUUUAGCUCCUUUAAAGAAUCCUUAGAAAUGUAGAGAAUAUUUAUAGUCGUCUCUGAGUAACUAACCUCUCACGUCCCUUCACAUAUGAUGAAAUAUCAGAAUAUAUAAUAAUCAGCCUUUUCUUUCUUACUUAACAUAACAUUUGAUUGAUUUCCUGAAUCCCUCAUUUUAAUGUAUGUUUAUUUUGGUGUAUGGAUUUACAAUUAUGUUUGUACUUGUUAAAGUUAAUCAGAUGGCAAAUGCUUAAUUGUAGCCAACAACUUUUAACUUUUAUUUGACAUGUGGAAUGACUAUCACAGAGGGGUGGAUCUACGUGUUUGUCUUCCAGAGCUUUAUCACUGCUUUUAUCCUUGAGGAGACAUUUGGUCCUUAAAAGUAUAGAAAUACAACAAACACACACACACAUACACACACAUGAAUUAACGCCCAUAUACUCUGCACUGUAUAAGAUUCACACUACAUGAAACAAACAGUUAUGUACUUGAGAUGAAGAUUCAGCUUAAUCUACUAUGUGGUGCCGAUGUGGGGAUAGAAACAGAAUUGUAUGAAAUUUAUGUUUUGUUUGGUAUUUUUCUAAGUUUGUUUCUCUACUUUAAGUGGUCUUUCAUGUGUAAAGGCCUUUUUACUCAUUUAACGUAUUGACAAACCCAUUGGACUCGUGCUGGGGGAUCCAGUAGUUAUUUUGUACCCAGUCAAAGUGAUUGUGGAUAUUUAAUUAUGUGAAGAGGCCGAAGUGGCUCCCUCUCUUCCUCCACUGCCAUCCCUGUGUCUGCCUUAAAGAAAAGCUUGUUUCUACACUACAGCACCACCAAAUCAUGCUACAUUGCUUUAAUUUGUAAUGUUCUAAAGAAGGUUUCUCCUGUAAAGCCUUUGAAAUAAGCCUUUAGUGGGACUUAGUCUUUGUUUUGUAAGAUUCUUACUAAGAACUAAAAGGCUUUCCUGCUUUUUCUUUUUCUUCUCCAUUCCUUCGUAUGUUGAACUGACUGAAAUGCAUUUUUAUUUUUCGUACUUGUCGUUUUACUGCAAAGUCUUGCCAGGUUGUAAAGCUGCUAUGGGACAGCGAUGGGAGAGAAGAAACUUGUGUACAUUUAAACAAAAGAGUGGAGAAAACAACUGUAUUUGUAAUUUCAACAUGAAUAAAUAGCUUUUUCUAUGAAUUCAUAUUACAGUGUACAUUAAACCCCUUGGUAAUAAACCACCAAUUGUGAUAUUUGCA